AUGAAGUUCUCCGUCGCCUCCGUCCUUGCUCUCGCCGUCGCCGUCCAGGCCGCCCCCAACCCCGACUUUUGGGGUGACGUCAAGUCCGGCGUUGAUGUCGGUAUCAACGGUGCCUCCAGCAUCCUCCACGAGGCCGCCACUGCCGUUGGUGGUGCUGCCUCCACUGCCGGCUCUGCCAUCAGCUCUGCUCUCCAGGAGGGCCAGAGCAAGGCCAGCUCCAUCGCCUCCCAGGCCACCAGCGCCGCUGCUUCCGAGGCCAGCCGCGUCAGCAGCGCCGUCAACUCCAUCACUGCCGCUGCUAGCUCCGAGGCCAGCUCUCUCCUCUCCAAGGCUGCCACUGCCACUGGUGCCGACAAGUCCAGCCUCGAGUCCAAGGCUGCCUCCGUCACCAGCGCCGUUCAGAGCAAGGUUGCCUCUGCCUCUUCCUCUGCUGGUGCCGUCCCUGCUCAGACCGCUGCUGUCGCCAUGGGUGCUCUCUUUGGCGGCGCUGCCCUCAUGGCCAACCUCUAA
Messenger RNA from [Torrubiella] hemipterigena, 510 nucleotides. The record is from the annotation of a GenBank genome assembly. NCBI's taxonomy places the organism in Eukaryota, Fungi, Ascomycota, Sordariomycetes, Hypocreales, Clavicipitaceae.